Molecule: messenger RNA, 2898 nt
Organism: Epithele typhae
Lineage: Eukaryota; Fungi; Basidiomycota; Agaricomycetes; Polyporales; Epitheliaceae
Exons: 3
Coding region: 1-2898 (965 amino acids)
Molecular function (GO): guanyl-nucleotide exchange factor activity
Source: RefSeq, a predicted model, not a curated record
AUGCCGCUCGUGCACGCUCAGAGCUACGGCUCCUUCUCCGGCCUCUUGGACACCCCUAGCGCUAUGCCCCGACGGCCCAGCUCCCCCGAGCAUAAGCCCCUCCCCCGCAUUCCACAACCGUCGGAUGGCAUCUCUUUGUCCGCGAUGGAGGACGAGGACGACGCGACGCUGCUUGCCUCCGACUCUGUGCGUUCCUCCGCCACUGCUGUCAUGAGCAAGCGACAGUACGCCCUUUUCGAGCUCGUCUCUUCGGAACGAGCGUAUGCGCAUGACUUAUCCCUCAUCCGCGACAUCCACAUUCCCCUAGCAUUGGGCCAACCUAUCCCUCCUGCGACGCCUGCGACACCUCCAGGGUCGGCCUCGUCGUCGAGGGCUGUGUCCGCAGCAUCCGAGCCGCCACCAAUGACCCCAGAGGACGUCAGAAUCGUCUUCAACAACAUUGGGCAGAUCGCCGACUUCGCAAUCGACCUUGCGGACGCCCUUCAAACUGCUCUGGGGCAAGUGGGAGAGGCUGCGUUGGAGCACGGGAGGGACAGCAUGGGGAGCAUCAAUGGCGGACUCACGGACGACGAGCUCGGGAAAGUAAUGAUCGCCUCUGUUGCGGAAAUGGAGGCGCUCUACCGACCGUACAUCACCAAGCACUCGAACGCGCUCGAGCACCUGAAGAACCUGCCGCAAACGCCGGCGCUGACCUCGUACCUCGCGCACACGACCGCGCUCGCGUCGAGCAUGUCGCACGCGUGGGACCUACCGUCGCUGUUGAUCAAGCCCGUGCAACGGCUGCUCAAGUACCCGCUCCUUCUCGCCGCGAUCAUCGACGAGACCCCGGAUACGCACCCAGACAAGUCGUGGCUGCGCGCCGCGCGCGAGUCGCUGGAAGAGGUCGCGCGAGGCGUGAACGAGGGUCGCCGGCGGCGCGAGGUCGUGCGCGAGGUGCUCGCCGGUGGGCACGGGAUCGUUGCGACGCCACGAAUAAACGACGUGAAGGGGAAGAAGAAGACGCUCGGAAUCGGGCCCUCCGUCAGCCUCGGACGGAUGAAGACGAUACGUGCGGCAGCGCUCACAGCCAAGGAAGGCCCAGAAGCGAACGUGGAGGCGGAGGAGGUCAGGGCGCUUGGCGACCAGCUGAAGCGGCACGACGCGUUCGUCAAACGGUUCGCGGAGGACGCGCUCGCCUGGGUCGACGCCGCGGGCGACAUGACCGCCGCGCUGGACGAAUGGGCACACGUGUUCGGGAACGUGAUCUGGAUGGACGACGACGGCGGCGGCUCAGAGGCGUUCGAGGCGUUCCGCGACCUUAUCGCGGACCACCUCCUCCCCAUCUGCCAGCAGACGCGGACCGAGAUUACUGAGCAGCUCAUACCCAUGCUUGACGCGCUCGUCAAGACCACCGUCGCGCCGAUGCGUCUCCUCGAGGCGAUGAAGACGCUCGAGCCGGUCCACUACGGCCUCCUCAAUGUCGACGUGACUAAAUCGCGCCCCCCACCGCAGUUGCUCGACAUGUCGCAGUCGUACGUCGCGCUCCGUGAGCAGCUCGCGGCCGAGCUUCCGCAAUACCUCCGCCUAUUCGACGCUGCCGCGUCCGGGUGCACACUCCGGUUCGCCACCAUCCAGAGCCGCUACUUCUACCGCGUUCGCGAGCGCUGGUCCGAGCUCUGGGACGCGCUCAAGGUCGACGAGGAGGCCAACCUCGGCGCCCCCGAGACGCUCCGCGUGUGGUGGUCUCGCUUCGCCGAGGUCGAGGUCCAGCUCAAGGCGCUCCGCAUCAUCCAGCCUCCACCAUCGCGACGCGCGCCCGCAGAGAAGCUCCGCCUCCGCCAGCCUGCGAACGGUACGCCACGUGGACGCGGCGAUGGGGAUGUCGCAUCCGUCGCGGUCGUGUCGACCAUGCUCGCUGCGCUCGAGCCGCUUUCAAUCCCAACCCCGAGCCCGACGCGCGGCGCGUUUGCGGCGGGGACGUCUCCGCAGAGCGGCAAGACGCGGAGCGUGCACUCGGUGGAGGGCGAGGGGCGGACGGUGAUGUCGCCGCGGAAGUCGCAGGAGAGCAUCCACUCGAAGCGCUCUGGCAAGUCGCACCGGACGCCGUCACGCGGGACGAGCCUUGGGGGGAUGCAUGACGAGGGCUUCCACGGCCUGCCGGGCCUCACGGCCCUCGCGCCAACACGGGAGAAGGACAGGGGGAAGCAACGGGAACAGCGACCAAAUCGAGAACAAGACCCACACGACGAGGCGACAUAUUCGCGCUCGCGGAGCAUGCCGCUCGCCACCGCGCCGCCAAUGGGGAAGGUCUCGAGCUCACCGUCGCUCGGCAAGUUCCUCGACGUCCCGGACGAGGAGAGCUCGAACAGCAGCAAUCCGAGCAUCAUCAGCGUCGUCCUCGACGACCGGGACGGCCGCGGGCGGCCAGCGCGCAAGCCGAGCUUCCGCCGCCGCCUCACGGACAGCUUCAGAGCGAACCCACUUUCAUCCGAUGCUGCCGCACAGGUCCAAGCGCAAACACCUCCGUCAACAAGACAACGCCGGUCGCCGUCGCUGCCCAACCCAUCGCCAUCGCCCACAAAGGCGAGCUUCGCCUCAUCCGCGUCCACCUUCGUCCCGAGCCCCUCGUACCCGCGCGGACUCUCGCGGCGGCGGACGAGCGGGCAGAUGCCGUCGCUGUACGAGUGCCGGGUGAUCCACCGGUGCGAGCCACCGCCUGGGGUGUCGUACCGCGACCUGCCGUUCUUCACGCUCCGCGUCGACGACGUGUACGAGAUCUUGGAGGAGGCGGGGCACCCGUCCACGCACCGCGACCUGCCGCUGUACGUCGACGACGGCGAGGACUGUCUCCUCCUCGCGCGCUCGGCGCGCGGCGACGUUGGCUGGGUGCUCGCCAGCUUCCUCCUUCCUGUGGACUAG